This is a messenger RNA of Scomber japonicus (chub mackerel), 1758 nucleotides long. It is a transcript of the gene selenop2, whose product is annotated as selenoprotein P2. The record is from RefSeq and is a predicted model, not a curated record. Gene Ontology annotation, biological process: selenium compound metabolic process. The transcript has 5 exons. Gene Ontology annotation, molecular function: selenium binding. Lineage: Eukaryota; Metazoa; Chordata; Actinopteri; Scombriformes; Scombridae. Gene Ontology annotation, cellular component: extracellular region.
GCUGCCUGUUUGGGUCACAGGACAGAGAGGGAGAGGACAGAGUAUAGGCAGUCACAGAAAGGAGGGGGCAAUGUACUCUCUCUUGUCGCUGUGGCUGUGCGCGGCCCUGCCGGGUCUGCUGUACGCCUCACACGUCACUCUGUUGGUAGAGGGGGACAAUACUGCCACCAGGAUCUGCAAACCCGCCCCCGACUGGUCCAUAAAGGGAAAGGCACCCAUGCAGGAGCUGCUGGGAAAUGUGGUAGUGGUGGCGCUGCUGAAGGCCAGCUGACAGUUCUGUCUCACUCAGGCCACCAACAUUGGAGGCCUGCGUGCCAAGCUGCACCGCAGCAACCUGACAGAUGUGUCUUUCAUGAUAGUAAAUGAGAAAGAGGCGAAAUCCAGAGCCAUGUUCUGGGAGCUAAAGAGAAGAGCCCCGGCUGGUGUUCCAGUGUACCAACAGACCCCCUUUCAAAAUGAUGUAUGGGAGGAGUUGGAUGGUGACAAAGAUGACUUCCUGGUCUAUGAUAGGUGUGGUCUCCUCACCUUCCACAUAGUACUACCGUACAGCUUCCUGCACUACCCAUAUGUAGAGGCUGCAAUCAGAGCCACCUAUCUCAAAAAUAUCUGCAAUUGCUCUGCUAAUUCCACUUCACCAAGCGACAGGAACAGCAUCAUGACGAACGAGACAGUGCAGUAUAACAUCAACCAACCAACUGCAUUACCCACUAUUGAAGUGGACACUGAGGAACCAGACGUGGGGAACCCGCCUCCUGGAUCGACUCACCACCACCACAGCCACGAUCAUCAUCAUCCUCCUCGUCAACACAACCAGCAUCAGCAUCAUCAACACCACCAUCAUCAUAAUACCACUCAUCAGGAUCAAUCCCAACAUCAGCAAGAUACAAAUCAGAAUAAAACUCAAAGUCAUCACUCUCCCCAUCCAAGUCACCGCCACCAUAACCACCACCACCAUCCGCAUCAUCAUUAGCCUGAUGCCAGUGAUAUUACUAGUGUUUUAAUGUGUAUUCCACCUUAGUUAAAUAGGUUUAUUUAGUUUUUUACUUUUAGUGGUUUAGUAGUCAGAAUAUGCAGAAAUUCACUGAGCAGUUGAAUCUGUUUUAAGCAGUAACCUGACUGUGGUUUCUCUGGAAGCAUUUCCCCACCUCCCUCCUCUGUGUGGAUACAGCAGCUAGGUCGGCCCUGUUUUCUCCCAUUAAUGAAGUCUGCAGUGUAUAACCUGCCUGCAGGAGGCUGCAGAUGGAUGUGUGUGGAGAAAUGAGGUGGACUGACUGUUACUGUCACCCACAUAGAGUCAGAGGAUGGUGUACAGUGCUGCUAGGCAGACCUCAAUCUGUGAUACUGUCCAAACUGGUUUCUUUCUGCUCAGUUGAAUAUGUUGGUGAUAUGCUGUGCUACUACAUUACUAUUCACAAGAGGUUCAUAAGAGAUUUCAAGAGCAACGCUUUACUCAUUUGGAUGUUUACAAGGCAUUUGGGAAGUGGUAUAAGAAAUUUGAUUAGUAUCAACACAGUGUAAUCAUUAGAUAUUAUAAAUCAAACAAGGUUGUGGUAUUUUUAGUGUGCCACUUCUAUUAGAUUCAAUUUAUUUCAUUGAGUAUGGAAUAACAAAUCAAGUGUAGGUGUAGUCAUUUAUCCUGACUUAACAUAAAAUGCUGCAGUUUUGCUCUGUUUACUCAAUUUUUGCAUUUUUGCUGUAGACUUUAAAGUGUGUUGCUGUGUUAUUCUGGAUUAAAAAGAGGAAGCAUUUUGAAUGAGA